AUGGGAGGACAUAUAAUCUGGAGUCAGUGGGCGCGCGUGAUUGCUAUAGUCGCUGCAACCUUUCAAGUCCUUGGUGGUGUUUUUGGCCUCUUCUACCGACACAGCGUGUUCGUUAGUCUUCCAUCAGUCGAAAAAGUCGUCCUAAACCCCGUCAAUUUUCUUGCGAUAAUAUGUAUAAUUACUGGCUUUGCAGUGCUGGUCAUGGAAUUCUUUGUCAAAAGAUACUUUGUUGCUCGAGCGGUUUUAUACAUACUCAUUGCGGGAGUAUCAGUGCUAAAUUAUCAAAACACAAAUCCAGCGUUAUACCUACUUAUCAGUGCUGUGAUGUAUAUAGCUGCAGAAUUCAAUUCAGAAAACGUAGCGACGGGAACAAAUGAAAAAGGGAAGGGGAACAUGUCGGAUGAUGAAAAGACGGCGACUGGUACGCCGGAUUAUGUAUAA
Messenger RNA from Paraglomus occultum, 441 nucleotides. Lineage: Eukaryota; Fungi; Glomeromycota; Glomeromycetes; Paraglomerales; Paraglomeraceae. The record is from the annotation of a GenBank genome assembly.